Striga asiatica is the source of this 468-nucleotide messenger RNA. NCBI's taxonomy places the organism in Eukaryota, Viridiplantae, Streptophyta, Magnoliopsida, Lamiales, Orobanchaceae. The record is from the annotation of a GenBank genome assembly.
AUGGAGGCCCAAAAUGCAAAUCCAUCGCCGGAUAACCAAAACGCCGCCGCCGUACGCCGCCUCUACACGGCCUUGUCGGACGGCGGGAACCCGGAAAUAUUGAGCCUUGUCUCCGGUGACCUCGAGUGGUGGUUUCACGGCCCGCCCAACAGCCACCACAUGAUGAAGGUGCUCACCGGGGAAACCCCGCCGUCAGAUUUCAGGUUCGAGCCGCGGGGAGUCGCCGCCGUGGGCGGCGGCGGUGGGUGCGUGGUGGCGGAGGGUUGGAAGGGCGAUCAGGUGUAUUGGGUGCACGUGUGGACCGUCGAGGGCGGCCGGAUCACGCAGCUAAGGGAGUAUUUCAACACGUGGCUGACGGUGAAGGACCUGAGGCCGCUGCGUUGCUCCUCCGGCGCCGGAGCCGCUACUCUGUGGCGGAGCCACCAUGAUGACGUCCGGUCGAUGCCUGGGCUGAUGCUGCCCAUUUGA